GUUCGAUUAUUUUUACAUGAUGAAAAUGAAUAACUUUUUCUUUUGUUUAAUAUAUAUGGUGAAAAUAUUGGUAGCUUGUAGAACAUGAUGAAUAACUUAUUUUGAGAAAGUAAACAGAAUGGGAAGUAUUAUUAUUAUAGAAAUUUACUUUUUAGGGCACGAUAAACAUUUCCACGAUAAGUUGAUCAAAGCACGUUGAAUUAGCCUUGUGUCUUUGCAAAUACACACACAAACAAAUAGCACGUUAUAUUACAGGUCGUUUAUCUUGAAGGAAAGUAUCGAAAACAUCUAUGCAUUUUUAUAGAAAAUAAUCCUGAAAUAUUACAUAAAGUUGGCAUUAUAAUUCAGCAAACGCACUCAGUAACCAACAUUUCUUUGCAGGAUAUAGUGAACAUUAUCGUGCAUAAGGUAACAAAAUCAUUCCUAAACCUCAGGUAUCACAUUGUAUAACCCUAUACCCUUACUAAUACAACAAUCAACCUUCAGUUUAAUUAAUUAUAAUAAAGUUACCUUGCAGGAGAAAGGAAAGCUUUGAGAUAUCUCAAGCUGAAUUUCCUUACCACCUUCAGUUAGUCGCGCCGUAUCCUUUCAUUCCCCUCAGUCUUUCUCUCUCCUCUCUUUCUUUCCUCUUCCCAUUGUACUCCUGUUCCUCUCUGAGCCUCGCGUGACCAGCCCCACUCCUGCCUGAGUUAAGUUGCACGUUAGCACGCCAUGAGUUAGCCAAGGCCUCCCCACAUCACACCACCACCUCGACUAUUGCUUCUUAUAAUCCUUUCAUAAUAGAGACGUCAGAGGUUCCAGAGCUACUGUGACAAGUGGUUUAGUGACCAACUCCUGUACUUCAUCACUCAAGACGGGAGUGGACUGAGGCGGCGAGGGGAAGGGAGAAGCCAGUCUUGAGCAGCCCUGCGCGCCCCUCACUCAACCUUCUGAGCCUCACGCCGCGACCCGCUCGUCACUAGCAGGACCACGUGCACCAUGGAGGGAGUAGAGCACCGCAUCACCUCACCCCUCACCCAGUCAGUGCCCCUUGCGCCGCCUUGCCUUGAGCAGCAGGAGCCCCACCUCUCCAAGAGCAACAAUCAGCAGGUAUCGACGGUCACGCUGUACGGAGUCCCUAUCGUGUCCCUCAACAUAGACAACGUGGAGAGGCUAUGUUUGGCUCAGAUUUCCAACACCCUGCUGAAGCAGGAUUUUAGCUACAACGAGAUCCACAACCGACGCGUGGCUCUGGGCAUCACCUGCGUCCAGUGCACCCCCGUCCAGCUGGAGAUCUUGCGCCGCGCUGGGGCGAUGCCGAUCUCCUCCAGAAGGUGUGGGAUGAUCACGAAGCGAGAAGCUGAACGGCUGUGCAAGUCCUUCUUGGGUGACAACACACCCCCGAAACUCCCGGAAAACUUUGCUUUCGAUGUGAUUCAUGAAUGUGCGUGGGGAUGCCGCGGCUCCUUUGUCCCCUCCAGAUACAAUUCCUCGCGGGCCAAGUGUAUCAAGUGUUUGUACUGCGCCAUGUUCUACAGCCCAAACAAAUUCGUUUUCCACUCACAUCGCCUCGCUGACAGCAAGUAUGUGCAACCCGACGCUGCUAACUUCAACUCCUGGCGACGACACAUCCGCUUAGACGGGGACCCGCCCAUCGAGGUGGUGCACGCCUGGGAGGACGUAAAGGCAAUGUUCAACGGAGGCACCAGGAAGCGUCUGAUGGCCGCCAACUCACAGCGGCGUGUUUUUCCUCAGGGUCACAGUUCCCGUGUCAAGUCUCCGAGGCUUGAGGCGCCCCUCACCAAACCCCCGACGUUCGCGCCGCCUGCUCUGAAGGCCGUGGGAGCUGAUCUCUCCUACCCACCACCUUACCUAGCACCCCUGCCUCCUCCUUACCCUGCCCACCAUAAAGACGCCCACCAAACCUUCGUCGACUACCUGUGGGGAUCCAGGACAUCCAUUCCACCUCUUGGGUUGCCGUACCCUCUAGCGGCCUGGCCCAGACGUCCACUACCAAGCUUUCCUCCUCUACCACUAUCCGACCCCAGACCAGACCCUGCUGCAGAUCCAAGGCCCCCUGAUUCCGAACCGCCAGUGCUUCGCCCCGCACACCUGUCAGCCUUCACGCCAGUGGCCCGAGCGUCACCAACACCAACUGUCAGCGCUAGCAGGGACUCGGGGGCUCCGCUGCCUGACUCAAGCCGACACUCAGACGACGAGACCGUCGAUAUAGAAGCCACAGACGACGACACAGACUAUCACGGUGAUGGUUACAAGAGUAACACCUACAAACAAAAUUGUUACAAGGGUAACAACAACAAACUCGACGGUUACAAGCCCAGCUCGACCAAACAGCAGAGUGUGGAAGGCAGCCAUUACAAGAGGGAUGGGUACAAGGCCGAAGACUUCCCAAACGACGAGGCGGGCGACGAUCACGCACCUGGCGAGGCAGAGGUGGAGGAGACCGCCGCGACCUCCCACGCGCGGCAUGAGGAUCGGAGCCACAGAGACGAAAAGGGGCAGAAGGAGGAGCGAGCACGCAGGGAGGAGCCGAGCGCGAGGGAGGAGCGGGGCCUGAGAGAGGACUCCGCCCACGCCCCUCACUCCCACGGCCGAGGAAACAGCCCCGUCCCCAGCGCCAGCACCAACGGUGGCUGCGGCAGCGGUGGCGGCGGCAUGGAACCCCCACGCGGCGCUCUGGAGCUGCCUCCCACUUCUAGUGACUCCCCCACCGCAGCCAACGCCGCUACUGAGGAGGACCCUCGCCUAAAGCUCUUCUUCCUGAGGGAAAUGGAAGCCCACAGGCGCGUGGAGCAAAUGGCGCGACUUAAGUACACCUACACCUCCCAUCUGCACCACAGCCUCCACCAUAGCCUGCACCACAGCCUGCAUGCCGCCCUGCAGCCCUCUCACCACUUGGCAAAAGAUUGGCUGGACUCUUCCUCCAACGUGACGUCAACUCCCUAAGUGUGACUCAUGGCUCCCUGGCGGUUCACAUGCAACUCUUGGGUCGCAGAUGUCUGAUCCUGGCCUGCUCGGGUACAGCCUCGCCCGGUAAAGGGUGCUAGGGUGAUUGGACGGUGCAGGCAGGGCUCACCUCGUCAACAGCCAACGCACUCUUUAGUUUCAGUGGAGGGCUGUGCCGCACCGAGGGAUGCUGUGGUUGGGCUGGAAUUGUUGCGUGUUGUUGGUCUUUUAGCAUAACGUGUGGAAGUCUGGCGGCGGUGUCUCUGCGAUGCUUUCCCGCCGAUGUCUAGUCAUACUGAUAUUUUUUAUGGAUAAAAAUAUUAUCGUUGUUAUUACGAAUUUUUAACCCAUUGCCUAGUUAUUCGAUGACUGUCCUGACUUAUGGUGACAUCGCGCCUCUCUAGUAGCUGGAGUCGUAACCUGGGAGAAGGAUUCCUCUUUGGAAUGUCAAUUUCACACAGUCCCAUGCCGUACAGGAAGAACGAGAUCAUCACCAAAUCACAUCUAAAUACUUUAAAAGAUUAGACUAUUUUCUACAAGAAACGUUAGAAAAGGUGUUUAUUUCUCAUAUGAAGGGAUAAAUUUCCCUGUAAGUGUACAUGGUAACAGUGUGUUUGCAAUCGGGGCAGCGAGGCGUGGCAGCUGUCCCGACAGGUGUCCUGUCUUCGUUCCCGCACGAGGCGAACCAUGGUUGGUGUUGUUAUUGAUUAGAUAGCGUGUUGUAUAUAAUUAUGUAUAAACUCAUUGAAGCGGAAGGCAAAGACAGGUAUGCCGGUCGCCGCUGUGAGGGACAGGGUGCUAUGGGACGUGAGACCAGAGUAACAUAAAGCUACGAGUAUGAAGCAGGACCCCAGAAACUGUUAGUGUCUAGUAGCGUUGGUCGGUGUUGAGGGACCGCGGGAAGAUUGUUCCUCGGUCUACAGUAUUUCUUUUUGUGUGUGUACAUAGAAAUAUUAUAGAUCUAUUAUUGCCACUGGUUAGAUCAUGUACAGUUAUGUUCUGCACGUGUGAGUGACUGUACAUAGGCUCAUAUUUAUAGGCAAGAUGUUUUCUGUACCAAGACAAUGAUAUAUGUUGACCAAAGUUCCUUCCUUGGCCAUCCGUGCCGUGCCGUGCUGUGCCGUGCCGUGCUGUGUUGACCAUGUUGCUGUCCAUAGAGUGUUCCAGGUUCCUGGCGCGAGGUGAAAGCAGCAGCAGCAUCUCAAAUAAAACCCAAAACUUAUACUUACUAUACGUAGAGUAGGCCAGUCUUUCCUUCCUCGUGUGCCCACCGCGUGCUGAGGAUCGCCUCUAGUCAGCAGCCCUUUGCUGAGCCCCGUCACUGAUGCCCAGCAUCCUCACCAUUACCUGACAGCGCAGAGAUCCCUCGGGCACCCCAGCCUCCCCAGUCACCUGUUGCAGCACAUCAUACAUAGCGUACACCUUUGUAAAGUCUGGUUCAUCUCUUGAUUAGCAGGGUGCUCACUCACCUGGUAUACGAGUACAUCAACGUGUGACGAAGGAAAUUCGUUUUCAGGUGAUUUCAGUGAGAAGGCGGGAUAUCCUCCUUGAUUUAGCUUAUCUCCUCUGUUGCUGUGAUUUACCAUGUGUGUGUGUGUACGUACACGUUUGCGUCUUGACACCCCAUUGUGUCGUGGCCGUCAGAGUGCAACCUCCGUCAUGUUGCUGGAAGUGUACAGUGACGUCUCCUUGACACCAGCAGCAUGAAGGCCCUGCGCGCGCUGCUCCCUCGCCUGCGUGUGCUCGCCUUGCCUUCCCGUGCGGGCGUCGUUUGUGCCUCUGUAAGGUCGCCUCUAGUCAGUGUUUCCCGUGUAGAGAAUACGGCUUUUGUUCACCCCCUUGGAAGGAAAUAAAAAUAAAUC
Molecule: messenger RNA, 4808 nt
Organism: Portunus trituberculatus (swimming crab)
Lineage: Eukaryota; Metazoa; Arthropoda; Malacostraca; Decapoda; Portunidae
Gene: fuss
Product: SKI family transcriptional corepressor 1 homolog-B-like
Exons: 11
Coding region: 979-2946 (655 amino acids)
Biological process (GO): negative regulation of BMP signaling pathway; negative regulation of transcription by RNA polymerase II
Cellular component (GO): nucleus; transcription regulator complex
Molecular function (GO): RNA polymerase II cis-regulatory region sequence-specific DNA binding; DNA-binding transcription factor activity, RNA polymerase II-specific; SMAD binding
Source: RefSeq, a predicted model, not a curated record